Hibiscus syriacus is the source of this 1770-nucleotide messenger RNA. RefSeq lists its product as uncharacterized. The record is from RefSeq and is a predicted model, not a curated record. The coding region runs from base 1 to 1770 and encodes 589 amino acids. The transcript is spliced from 4 exons. Lineage: Eukaryota; Viridiplantae; Streptophyta; Magnoliopsida; Malvales; Malvaceae.
AUGGCUGCCCGAGCUUCUGCCGAACUUUCAAGCCGUGGAAAUAUCUCACAACAGCAUUCAAUGGAAUCACACAUGUCGUCUCCUCAUAGUAUGAAAGAUGAGGAUCUACAAAAUAACGUUGCAAGGAGCAGUGAUAAGUCCACUGACAGUUCCUUCAAGUCGACUGCAUCUUCCUUCAUUGAAAAAGCAUCAGUGAAUAACGAAACUGCAGAUGCUUAUUCUCAAAUAAACAUGCCUGAAGGCAGGCAGAUGGAGCAUUUUGCUGAACUGAGUAUCAAUAGAAACUUGGGCAAAAAUGGGAUGCAAUUUGUGAAUGAACUGCAUGAUAUUAAGAAUCCUCGGAAUAUUGAUCACCAUGAAGUCAGGGUUGGAGAACAAUCAAGCGAUUCCUCUUCUCAUUCUCAACCGAACACUUUCACUGAUGAUCAUGAUCUUGUCUCUAAUUCAAAUUGGCAGAAGUCAGAAAAUGAAACGAGAGAUUUGGAUGAAAGCGGGAUGCAAUUUGAGAAUGGACUACCUGAUACAAAGACCCGUGAUGAUCGUGAUGUUGUAUCAAAUUUAAACAGUCAGAAGUCCAUAAAUUAUUCUGAUAAGGAUUUAUUUCUUCCCAAUGAUAAAGGAAGCCUUCCAAGAAGCACAAAAGAAACAACAGAUUCUUUUGACAAUGCCUCAGCAGUUUUCGAGGAUUACGGAUCAGAUAAUUAUGAAAAUUUGCAGAACAACAGUUCACCAGAAAAGUCUACUUCAAAAUCACAGAUUUUCUCAGAGGAGCGGACUAUGCCUGCCUUCUUUGAAAGUUCAACUAGCUUUUCAGUUCCUUCUAACGUGGAUGACUUGCCUGCAAAUUUUGAUGAUUAUGGUCCUUAUUCAGAAAGUGAAGAGGAGGUAGACAAAUCUAAGUUUGUCAGGAGUAGCAAUUUUAGUAUAGGUAGUGGUAAACAGAAUACGGAUUCCUACAAGCCUGAAAACAGUAGCAGUUUGACUCCACGAUUGGCUGAAGGCAUUGAAGAUACUGAACAUUCCAAUGAGGCUAGUCUGGAAGAAAGUACGGAAUUGAAAUUUGGAAACUUGACAAGUGGCCUACGAAAUAAGGGUUAUAGGUACCCAUCGUAUUCAAAAUUUCCACGAGACAAUGUGUUUUCCUAUGGAGAAGCAGCCAGUGAUACAUCAACUGGAAUGAAGCAAUCAUCCUCUCCCACAGCAGCGGAAGCUUCGAUUAAUUCUGGAUCUUACAAUCAAGAGCCACACAGUAGGAAAGGGAAUGAUGAAGUGAGUAGAAAACUGGGCCCGAAAGCAUCGGUUAAUCAGGUUGACUCUAGUGAUGAUGGUUCUGAGGAACAACCAAAAGAUACUUCUCGUAGCAUUGAAGACCAUUACAACAGAACUUCAAUUUUUGAAGAAAGUAAAAAAUCAAGCUCAAGGGGCACUGUCCCAUAUUUUGAUUCUGGGAAUAGUGAUUCUGAUGAAGAUCUUCCUAAAGCAAUUUCCUCUGAGUCAGCAGUAGUGUUUGACCAUGGUGAGAAGAAGAAUUUAACCUCAAGGAGUACAGAUGCUUAUGAAGCACUUCCGAAGAGACAGCCUCAGAAAAAGAACUCAGAUAACGGGGAAAGUUCUCAGCAUUCUCGGUUGGCACCUCAACCAACUUCAAGGCUGGUUUCAGAGACCAAAGGUUCUUCAGUUGGUGGAACUUUGAAGUCGUCAGAAAAGGAACAACAGUCGUCAGAAAAGGAACAACAGUCUGCCCGUCUGGAAGGGUACAACAUUUGGUAG